AUAAGCGGAGCGUCCUGGGGUUUGAAAACUAGUAUGGAGGCAGCGGUGGCUGAGGUUCCCCGGGAUUGCAGGGACUCCAUGGAGAAGCGGCUCUUUGGUGUCCCGGGCUACUGAGCUCUCGCCGCCUGCGUUCCCGGAGCGCGGCCGUAAGACCAUGCUGGCCUCGCGCGUGGUGCGCGGCUCCUGGGGGGCCCUCCGCAGCGCCGCAUGGGCGCCGGGGGCGCGGCCGGGCAAGGGGCGCACCCGAGGGGCCCUUCUGCCGCCCGCGCCCUGCUGGUUGGGCUGCCUCGCGGAGCGCUGGUGGCUGCGCCCGGCCGCGCUCGGCCUGCGGCUGCGUGGCCUCGGCCCGCGGAACCACUGCUCGGGCGCGGGCAAGGCGGCCCCCCGGCCAGCUGCUGGAGGGGGCGCCGCCGCCGAGGCCCCGGGCGGCCAGUGGGGCCCGGCGAGUGCAGCCAGCCUGUAUGAAAACCCAUGGACAAUCCCAAAUAUGUUGUCAAUGACAAGAAUUGGCUUGGCCCCAGUUCUGGGCUAUUUGAUUAUUGAAGAAGAUUUUAAUAUUGCACUAGGAGUUUUUGCUUUAGCUGGGCUAACUGAUUUGUUGGAUGGAUUUAUUGCUCGAAACUGGGCCAGUCAAAAAUCAGCUUUGGGAAGUGCUCUUGAUCCACUUGCUGAUAAAAUACUUAUCAGUAUCUUAUAUGUUAGCUUGACCUAUGCAGAUCUUAUUCCAGUUCCACUUACUUAUAUGAUAAUUUCAAGAGAUGUAAUGUUGAUUGCUGCUGUUUUUUAUGUCAGAUAUAGAACUCUUCCAACACCGCGAACACUUGCUAAGUAUUUCAACCCUUGCUAUGCUACUGCUAGGUUAAAACCAACAUUCAUCAGCAAGGUAAACACAGCAGUCCAGUUAAUCUUGGUGGCAGCUUCUUUGGCAGCUCCAGUUUUCAAUUAUGCUGACAGCAUUUAUCUUCAGAUGCUGUGGUGUCUUACAGCUUUCACCACAGCUGCAUCAGCUUAUAGUUAUUAUCAUUAUGGUCGGAAAACUGUUCAGGUGAUAAAAGGCUGAUGAAAGUCAUCCAUCACCAUUAGCAAGGAAGCAGCAUACGUCAUCGGCAGCAGGGCCCGUGGAAAUCUACAGGAGUUUCCCAAUUUUGGUGUUCAGCUUGGAAAAGGACUUGUCAGAACAAACCAUGUCAUCGAAAUUUAAGUAAUGUGCAUUGAAAAUAAGCUUGAUCAUGUGAUCAUGGGCAUAUGCAGAAUUUUCAAUGUAUUUUUAAAUACAAAUAAAACUAUAAUUUAGAAUUUUUAA
This is a messenger RNA of Propithecus coquereli (Coquerel's sifaka), 1303 nucleotides long. RefSeq names its product cardiolipin synthase 1 (gene CRLS1). Gene Ontology annotation, biological process: cardiolipin biosynthetic process. Gene Ontology annotation, molecular function: cardiolipin synthase activity. Lineage: Eukaryota; Metazoa; Chordata; Mammalia; Primates; Indriidae. Gene Ontology annotation, cellular component: mitochondrion; membrane. The record is from RefSeq and is a predicted model, not a curated record. The transcript has 7 exons. The coding region runs from base 155 to 1060 and encodes 301 amino acids.